This is a messenger RNA of Meloidogyne enterolobii, 216 nucleotides long. The record is from the annotation of a GenBank genome assembly. Lineage: Eukaryota; Metazoa; Nematoda; Chromadorea; Rhabditida; Meloidogynidae.
GGCUUUGAAACUUGGACACGUAAAGAUUGUCUUAUGCCAGCUCUUGCUAUUAUGAAUCAUUCUGUAUAUGACGAUAAAAUGAUUAAAUUAUCAGAUUAUGUAUAUACAAAAUCUGUUGUUCACUUCAAACGAUUUGCUUUAACAAAAAUUGAAUAUGCUUUAUUAGUAGCUAUUAUCCUUACAAAAUCGGGUAAAAGUUUAAUUUGUAAAAGCUAG